UAUUAGGCGGUUGCACCAAAACGGCUCCUGUCGGACGUGUUGCUCAAUCUUCCGUUGUUCGGAAACCGAAAAUAUUCUGAUAUCGUUAAAGAGAACCACAACAGUCUCAGCCAUGUCUGGGCCUGUCAGCUUGGAGCUGGAUCCUCUCUUUCUAAAGGGACUGAGCUAUCUGCACUCGAAGAGCAAAGAUUCGGCCGAGAAGCUCAAAGCUCUGCUCGACGAGUCCCUUUCAAGAGGAAGCGACUCGUCCUACCGGUCCUUGCAGAAAGAGGCCGAGGUGUCAAAGGCGUCCGUGUCCAAGCUGAGCUUGAGUAAACAAGAUUCCAAGUCAUCAGGUUCGUCUUCCAACAGCAGCAGCGGAAGCAGCAAAUCCAGCUCUGAGAAGAGCAAGAAAGAUGUGGAGAAAAGGCCGUCGGAAAAACAGGUCAGGGUUGACCUCAGUGAAGUGGACCCCCCGAAAAAGCCUCGCCUGGAGAAACAGGAGAAUCGUUCUUCUCCCAUCACCGUUCAGACGAGCAAAGACCUGCUGCCAAACAUCAGUGACUACGACGAGACUAAUGCUGAUGACUUUGCCAUGGAGAUGGGUCUGGCUUGUGUGGUUUGCAGACAAAUGACUGUAACCAUGGGAAAUCAGCUAGUGGAGUGCCAGGAGUGUCAUAAUCUCUAUCACCAAGAGUGUCAUAGACCUCAAGUGACGGAUAAAGAAGUUAACGACCCCCGGCUCGUGUGGUACUGUGCUCGCUGCACCAGGCAAAUGAAACGGAUGGCCCAGAAACCUCCACAGAAACCUUCCCCUGCGUCUGCCUCAUCCACACCUGUUGUAAAGGACACUGUGGUGAAGAAGACCGACCUCAAACUAAAAACCGACACGACCAGCACCUUCCAAGCUUUCAAAAGAACAGAAGUGAAGCCUCCGGCCACAUCAGCCAACCCCACCAGCAGCAACUCCUCUUCCCCAGGCAGCGGUCUCACUGGCUGGGCUGCGUUCGGUGCCAAAACAAACCCGUCUGCUCCUGCCACUUCCAAACUUUCCUCCUCUGGCCCGAGCGGGAGCAGCAAGGCUUUGGCAGCUCCGUCCGGUCAGAAACCAGUGGGUUUGUCGGGACUAGCAGGAGCCAAAUCGGGACUGGGUGCAAAGGUUACUGGGAGCAGCAAUGGAAAUGGCUCCAGCCAGGCAACUCUGAAGCCUCCCCCACCUCUAAAUCUAGGUAAGCAGACACUUAGCCGCUCAUCUAGCGGAGAAAGUCAAGGGAAAGGCUCUUCUUCGUCUGGAGCAGGUUCACCAAGCAGCUCACAGGCGGCGGCCGGGGGGAACGGAGGGAACAACGGAGGAGGUAAUGGAAACAAUGGGAACGGCUCAAAGGGCGCGCCAACUUCUCAGGAGUCCCAGCUUCAUGCCAUGAAACGCCUGCAGAUUUUGAAGAAAAAAACGGCUCAGAAGAAACUGAAGAAAUAAGUCAAGGUUGAGAGACAUGAACCUUGAGGAUAGAGGGUGACGCGAGGAAGCAGAACGAAAACAUGUAGAUUAGAGCAUCGUGUUUGCACUUCAAGAGCUUCUGCACAAGGAGUCACCAUCAUCCAGUCACAUACUUGAACUUCACUGUGUGUUAACGCUGCUGGAUUCUGCUUUGUGCCUCUUCUGUCCUAACAAAAGCAACCAGUGAGCAAAGUGUCACUUUUUAACAACCCGGUAAAUAAAUAAUCUCUUCACGCAAACUGGC
Messenger RNA from Poecilia reticulata (guppy), 1721 nucleotides. It is a transcript of the gene ints12, whose product is annotated as integrator complex subunit 12. The record is from RefSeq and is a predicted model, not a curated record. Gene Ontology annotation, cellular component: integrator complex. Gene Ontology annotation, biological process: snRNA 3'-end processing. Lineage: Eukaryota; Metazoa; Chordata; Actinopteri; Cyprinodontiformes; Poeciliidae.